UCAAUGGAUCUGGUAUGAAUACGGAUUGAACAUCUUGGAGAAAAGAGUUUGCCACCAUUUUCAGAUAAAGAUCAUCAAAAGUGAUCUAUGGAGAGAUCUCCCAAUGAAUCCUGGGACGGAAUGCUUCCAGGUCCACCAUCUCGCAGCAAUGGCGGUGCUGCCGACCUCAGUCCUUCCGGUCUCCUAGCCUACGCUACCGGAAGCAGCGUUGCUGUAGUCGAUUCCCGCUCAAUGCAGCUCGUUUCUGUCGUUCCUCUUCCUCCUCCAUCCUCAUCAUCGUCCAGCACAACAAGUUCAUCCUCCACCUCUCUUUCUCCAUUCGUCACCUCAGUCCGAUGGUCUCCUCAAUCACUACGCCGUGAUAUUCUCUCUCACGAUCCAUCCUCUAGUACAUCGCAUCUCCUCUUAGCCGCGGGUGAUCGCCAGGGACGGAUUAUUCUAAUGGAUCUCCGUAUGAAGUCAUCAGUUGUCUUCCUCGAUUUCGAACCAACGAAAUUAGGUAUCCAGGAUUUAUGCUGGAUCCAAACUCGACACGAUUCAUGGAUACUCGCUGCUCUUUCUGGUCCGUCUUAUCUAUCUCUCUACAACAUUGCAACCGGUCGAUGUUUUUUCAGGUACGAUUCAUCUCCGGAAUACUUCUCAUGUAUUCGUCAGGAUCCAUACGAUUCGCGACAUUUAUGCGCGUUAGGUCUCAAAGGCUUCUUGCUCUCUGUUGUGAUUCACGGCGAGAUGGAAAAAGACGUAUCACUGAAAGAACUUAAGGUUCGGACUGAUUCUUCAGAAUUGCAGAAACUAGAAGCGGCGGUUGCUAGUGGAGGUGCUUUCAAUUCAACCUCACCGGCUCUGGCGGUUUUCCCUACGUUUAUCGUUAGGUUUGCAUUUUCGCCUCAUUGGAGACACAUUCUGUUUGUGACAUUCCCUAGGGAGCUAGUAGUGUUUGAUUUGCAGUACAAGACAGAACUAACCAUUGUACCACUUUCUCGGAGUUGCGGUAAGCUUCUGGAUGUCGUCCCUGAUCCUAACCUUGAGUUACUCUAUUGUGCUCAUCUUGAUGGAAGACUUAGUACAUGGCGGCGUAAAGAGGAAGAACAGGGGUACAGUAUGUGUGGUAUGGAAGAAUUGGUACCAGCCAUCGCAACAUCUAUCCCUUCGCCAUGUCUUCUUGCAGUUGCACUCAUCCAGUCAGAUUGUACCUUCCAAAACGUUGCGAAACUCAAUUCUCAAUUAUCUCUUGAUCCCGUCGACGAUGAUUUUGAUACUCCUCUUGACUUUGAUGAUGAACCCUCUCUUAUUUCUAAGACUCAUUUGAUAUCUAUCACUGAUGAUGGGAAAAUAUGGAAUUGGCUUUUGACUGCUGAAGGGCCAAAUGAGACUGAAAAUAAUGCAGAAAGUUCAAGUGAUGUGGAUGAAAAGAGAGUGGUGCCAGAUCUAGACAGGAAUUCAAGCGUAGUUAUUUUUUCUGAUGAACCAAAAGUACGUGGAUUUAAGGCAUCAAAUAACAAGAAUUCCUUUACAGCUCUUUCGCUUAACCCCACACUCUGCUUGGAAGAGAUGAUUUUUAAGAUUAGCUUAGUUGGACAGCUUCACCUUCUUUCUGCAACAGUGACUAUACUAGCUGUACCAUCUCCAUCUCUAACAGCUAUUUUGGCUCGUGGAGGUAACCGUCCAGCUGUAGCAGUUCCUCUAGUGGCUUUGGGAACUCAAACUGGUAUUGUUGACGUGAUUGAUGUCUGCUCUAAUGCUGUUGCAGUGAGCUUUUCGGUUCAUACUACUACAGUUAGGGGCUUACGAUGGCUUGGAAAUUCUAAACUGGUUUCAUUCUCUUAUUCGCAGGGGACUGAGAAAUCAGGUGCCUAUACUAAUAAUCUUGCAGUGACCUGUCUUAGAAGUGGCACAAACCGGCCUUUUCGAGUCUUACAGAAGCCGGAGCGUGCACCUAUUAGAGCUUUAAGGUCUUCAUCAUCUGGAAGAUAUCUUCUUAUCUUGUUCCGUGAUGCACCUGUAGAAGUGUGGGCUAUGACAAAGAUCCCUAUAAUGCUUAGAUCAUUAGCUCUUCCAUUCACUGUAUUGGAAUGGACCCUGCCAACAGUUCCACGCCCAACUCCAAGUGCGCCCACCAGGCAAUGGUCUUUAACCAGGGAUCGUGCAGCUACUCCAACCGUGGAUGUUUCUUCCCCAAAAGAAGCAUCUACACCUGAUUCUAAGGAUUCGACCCAGGAAAGUUCUCAAGAUGAAUUUUCAGAAAGCUUUGCCUUUGCUCUAGUAAAUGGCGCCCUCGGAGUUUUUGAGGUUCAAGGUCGAAGGAUACGAGAUUUCAGACCAAAAUGGCCUUCUUCUUCAUUUGUUUCAACUGAGGGAUUGAUUACAGCCAUGGCCUACAGGCUACCUCAUGUGGUUAUGGGGGACAGAUCAGGAAAUAUAAGGUGGUGGGAUGUGACUACUGGACAAUCUUCAUCAUUCGGUACUCACAGAGAUGGAAUUAGGAGAAUCAAAUUCUCGCCUAUUGUCCCUGGAGAUCGUAACCGGGGUCGCAUUGCUGUAUUGUUUUAUGACAAUACGUUUUCAGUGUUUGAUCUUGAUUCACCUGAUCCCUUAGCAAAUUCCCUUUUGCAACCUCAAUUUCCAGGAACUCUAGUACUGGAGAUGGACUGGUUGCCCGUGCGAACUGACAAGAAUGAUCCAAUGGUAUUGUGUAUUGCUGGAGCUGACAGUAGCUUCCGCUUGAUUGAAGUUGACAUAAAUGAAAUCAGACCCGGGCUUGGACUCCUUCCACGAUCCAUGAAGGAGAGAUUCCGUCCCAUGCCAUUGUGUUCACCCAUAUUGCUUCCAACCCCACAUGCUUUGGCUUUGCGAAUGAUUUUGCAACUGGGUGUGAAGCCAUCAUGGCUCAAGGCAUGUAAUACAACUAGCAAUUACCAAACUCCUGAAAUGGCAUCUUCAACCGGAGAUCUUCGGGGUUAUAUGAUUGACUCACCGCCCGUUGGUGAUUCAGCAGCAACAGAGAUGCUACUUAAGGUACUUGAUCCCUACAGGAAGGAAGACUGCAUUCUUGAUGAUGAGAGGGCCAGACUGUAUGCUUCCAUAGUGGGUAAAGGCUCAACUGCAAGAUUUGCUUUUGCAGCUGCAAUCUUUGGAGAUACUGCAGAAGCUCUAUUUUGGUUAAAGUUGAGAUAUGCCCUUAACUAUUUGUUGAAUAAAUUGGCUAUCAAGUCUUCUUCACAAAGACCGUCGGCAUCAACAUCAUCAUCAUCCAAGAAUCGAGAACUUGAUGACGCGUCUCUUCUAAGUAGGAUCACAUCAAAAGGAAAAUCGGCAUCAUUCACUAGGAAGAAAGAUCCAAGUUGUGAUGGUCAACUAGCUUUGAUGGCUUUUGGACAAGCCGAGCUAUGGGGAAGUGCUAGUGAGCGCAUACCUUGGCACGAUAGAUUGAACAGCGAUGAAGAUAUUCAAAACCGUAUACAUGAGCUGGUUUCAGUUGGGAAUUUAGAAAUGGCUGUCAGUAUAUUACUAUCAACGCAUCCAGAGAGCACAUAUUUCUAUCCAAAUGCUCUUCGUGCAGUCGCGCUUUCGGCUGCAGUCUCCAGAUCUUUACUUGAACUGGCUGUUAAGGUUGUCGCAGCCAACAUGGUUAGGACAGACAGGUCAUUGUCGGGUACUCAUCUUCUUUGUGCUGUUGGCAAGUAUCAAGAAGCUUGUUCUCAGCUACAAGAUGCUGGACAGUGGACAGACGCUGCAACCUUAGCUGCAAGACAUUUAACGGGAUCAGAUUAUUCGCGGGUGUUGCAUAGAUGGGCAGGUCAUGUCCUACACGCUGAACAUAACAUAUGGAGGGCAUUGAUAUUGUAUGUAGCAGCGGGUUCAUUGCAAGACGCAUUAAUGGCACUUAGGGAUGCUCAGCAACCGGAUACAGCAGCAAUGUUCAUGCUUGCUUGCCACGAAAUCUAUGCAGAUUUUAUUGCCAGCUUAGACUUCAUGGAAGAAGCAAACACCACAAAAGGAAAAUUGUUUGUCUUGCCUGGCCUGGAUCCCAACAACGAUGAAGUUAUUGCUGUUGGGGAAUACUACGGCCAGUACCAAAGGAAAUUGAUUCAUCUCUGCAUGGACUCACAGCCUUUUUCCGACUAG
Molecule: messenger RNA, 4125 nt
Organism: Impatiens glandulifera
Lineage: Eukaryota; Viridiplantae; Streptophyta; Magnoliopsida; Ericales; Balsaminaceae
Product: WD repeat-containing protein 11-like
Exons: 20
Coding region: 88-4125 (1345 amino acids)
Cellular component (GO): cytoplasm
Molecular function (GO): protein binding
Source: RefSeq, a predicted model, not a curated record